Molecule: messenger RNA, 5767 nt
Organism: Caenorhabditis sp. 36 PRJEB53466
Lineage: Eukaryota; Metazoa; Nematoda; Chromadorea; Rhabditida; Rhabditidae
Source: the annotation of a GenBank genome assembly
AUGCGCCACUGGUUUAUUUUACUCCUGCUUGCAGGUAAGACCUUUAUAUCGCAGCAUUGAUUUAGAAAAAAACUACAGUAACCUAUCUUGAAGCCAACUUUCUGAUCUAUUUAACCUUGAACUUUGCGCCGGUCUGAGUUCACUUUUUUCGUGAGUCUGCUGACAAAUUCAAUUGAAAGAAUUCAGUCUCGAAACUAGUGUGUUUCUCCUCCUCGGAACACAAUCGGCUGGCUCUCUUUUCUCGCCAAAACUGGCAAAUAUUAGGCAAUCCCGAAACUUUUGUUGUUCUCCCGAAAGUUUUGUGUUUGCACCGCCAAGUGAGAGGCCGCAAAUACGGUCCCCGGGGCGGCCGGCGUGACCCGAAAGAGAGUUGCCUUUCCCGAUUUGGAGCCCCCUUCGUCGUCGUCGUCGUGUCGCGAGGAUCAGCCGAUUUGUUUACUCGGGCGUCCCGCGUUUGAUUUCAAUUCUACUAUUUUUGAUUUGACCUCCCCCGGCGGGAUGGGAACAAAACAAGAGGGACCAUCUCAUUUCAAAAACGGACAUUUGCAGGAGGCACAUAUGCAGCCGAGCAGAAGCCCAUUUGCCGGAUAGGCGACGGGUGUGACGGGUCCGGAUGUCGGAUACCGACGCAAGGAGAUCCAUGUGAUGAGGAGAUGACCGCCGAUUCGGUCUACUGCGACCUUGCCACUAAGUGAGUCCUUAUUCUAAUGUUCUGAAGCUCUGAAGGUCAUGAUCUUGUCUUUUCCAGCAAAACCGAUAUGCACGAGAACGCAUUCCUGAUCUGCAAUCUUGUGAAAAAGGAAGUCGAACGAAAAAUCUGUCCGAAAGUGAGCCGUCUAAAUCUGUGACAUCCCCUAACCAAUCCACCUUUCCAGAAUCAAUUCUUCAUCGAUGGCAAGUGUCGAACUGGCAAUGUUCGGUACAAGCGUCAAGGAGUCGCCGGCUCCGGGAGAGUCGGAGACUUCUGCAGCUUCAACACUGACUGUCUUACUGUAAGUUUCAUUCUGUUUUGUGAUUGAUUGACAAUACGUUCUUCGUUUCAGGGCAUGUUCUGUUCCACUGGCUCUUGCACGUGCCUCUCCAACUUUGUCGCCAUUCAAGGCUACUGUUACCUGAAGAAGAAUCCGGGAGAGUCGGGAUGUCAGUACGCCGAGCAGUGCUCCGCAGUCUGGCCAGAGUCGAGAUGCGAAAAGUCGAGAUGCGAGUGCCCGGAAGACGUGAAUGGAAUUCCGUACGUCCAGGCGAAGACGAGAGACGGAGUCGUCUGCGUGCUCCACUCUGGAGAGGACGGAGAUCCGGUGCCAAAGUGCCCACUUCCAGAGUAAGUUUUCGAGUGUUCAGCUGGAGAUUUAACGUGUUGUUAAGGUACGACGAUGACCUCCUCACAAUGCCAGUUUCCCAACUUCGCAACCCGCACAUGACUGACCCGGAUGACGCUGACAUCCAGAUGGGAGAGCACAUCAAUCCCCUUCAGUUCUGUUCGUCUCAAUCCACCGACUACACCAACUUUGUCGCUAACGGAGGAGGUGCCUGCGCCUUCGCGACUGAAGCCAACAACGCUCAGGAAGGAGACGGAAUCUACAUUGCUGACAUAUACGAUUGUCUCGUUUCCACUACUUCCAUGGCCAACGUGAAGACUGCCAUGGAGGGAGUCUACGACAUUCAUCCGUCUUCCGACGGUAUCUGCUGUCCGAACCGAGCGUUCACUUGCAUCCAACCGAAGAGAGAGGCUGACAGUGGAUCGGCUGCCCCGGCCGGAGUCCGCCCGAGAUGGUGGUACAACGCCGUGACUGGCACCUGCGAACAGUUUAUGUGGGACCCGUGGGAUGAGACUGAGAUGCAGUCGCCAAACAACUUCAAGACUAGAGAGCACUGCGAGUCCUACUGUAGAGAUAGUGAGUUUUAGCGUGGACGCUUCUGAUCUUCAACGGGUCACUUUCAGCCUGCAAGCGCGGAUCGCCACAAUAUCUGACUGGAUCCAGCCAGAACGAGGACGAGCCGGUGAACAACUGCCAGACCGCUUCCUCCUGCACCUCCAACUUCGAGUGCACCUCCAUCGGAUCCAUGCAACUCUGCUGCCCGACCGUCGCCAGCAUCUGCUCCAACACCGGAGGCCGUCCGGUCGAUCUCAUCCGCUCCACCAACUUCGACGCCGGAGUGCUCAUGAAGCGCAGCUUUUCGAUGACCUUCUCCACCAGCUCUCGCUACUAUUACGAUGCCGAACAGGGCCGUUGCAUUGCUUUCACCUACAACGGAGCUCUCGGAAACUUCAACAACUUCAAAUCGUCGGCGGAUUGCGAGUUGUUCUGCGCCAAAUUGCAGUGCAAAUACGGUACUCCGCUCAAGAUCGGAUCAUCCAAUCAGGUAUGUUUACGAACGAAACAGAUCGGGAGAGCCUUUACAUUUGGUUUUCAGAGAUGCUCCGCGAAUGCUGACUGUCCGAGCACUCACGAGUGUCAAUCGGAUCACAACGUUUGCUGCCCACGACCACGUAAGCCACUGCUCGUCAGUCUGUAACUCACUGAUCCCGAUUCCAGAAGCCAUCUGUUCCCAGCCACUGCGUCUCGGAGACUGCAAACAGUCCGUCCGCAGAUACUGGUACAACGCCGUGACUCGAGCCUGCGAGAUCUUCGACUACACCGGAUGCCAAGGAAACGACAACAACUUCGAGACCCUUCUAGAGUGCCAGAACACUUGCGAGAACAUCAUUCCGGAGCCGCAGUGCCCGCAAGGAGACGCCUACAAGGACUACCAGGGCAACUACUACGUGUGCUCCAACUCGGGAGCCGGAAACUCCUGCCCGGUCAACUAUGAGUGCUACUUCGACGGAUACGUCUGGGGAUGCUGCCCGACAAAGGCGUACACUUGCACAUUGAGCCCGCACAAGGGAGUCACUUGCGGAUCUGGAUCUUCUUACAGGUACCCUUUCAGUUCUCAAGAGUCUCAUUUAAUUGAUUCUUGUUUCAGAUACUUCUACAACUCCCAGACACAAGAAUGCGAAUCGUUCCAGUACAAUGGAUGCGACGGAAACUCGAACAACUUUGCCACCCGCGAGGACUGUGAGGGAUACUGUGGCGUGGGCGGAUGCCCGAACGGAGGAACCCCCGAACGCAACGAGUUCGGACAGUUGAUGGUCUGCUCGGCCACCCAGAACUGCCCGGGCACCCACGAAUGCACCUCCGUCAACUCGGGCAGCUCCGUCGUCAACCGAUGCUGCCCCACUCGUGCGCACAUCUGCUCGCUCCCACCGCAACAGGGAUCCUCGUGCAGUUCCUCGGCCGCCGCUCGCUUCUACUUCAACAUUGUCACCAAGGAAUGCACACAGUUCACCUAUAACGGAUGCUCCGGAAACCUCAACAACUUCGCCACCCUCGAGCAGUGCAACAACUUCUGUCUCUCGGCCGCGUGCACUCCAGGAGACGUUGCCUACGUGAACCCAAACACGAACAUGCCGUACGAGUGCAAUGCCGCUCUCUCCAACUCGUGCCCCACCAACUUCGCGUGUACUUACGAUCAGCUCUCCAGCAAUUCUGUGUGCUGCGGAGCCACCAACAUGGACGUGUGUCCGGAAGGCGAGAAGGCCUACGUGAAUGCUGCCGAUAUGGGAGUCCGCGAGUGUCUCAUCAAUGUGGAGGGAUCCUGCCCGAGCAACUACCUCUGCCGUUUCAACGCCAUGAAGAACCGCUACUACUGCUGUGCCUCGAUCACCGGGGACCUCUGCCCGUCCGGAAAGGCUCUCUACCGCGAACCGUCCUCCAAGGCGCCAAUCCGUUGCACCAUCAGCUCCAACAACAACCAGUGCCCGACCGGAUACUCGUGCCAAUCCGACGUUCCCGGCGCAUUCCAAGGAUACUGCUGCUCGGCCAAUCAUCUCUGCCCGAACAAGGCUGAUUUCUACCUCGAGGAGUCCUCGCAGAUGCCAAGAUCGUGCACCCUCGGAGCGUUCAUCACUUGCCCCAACGGUUAUUCCUGCCAGUCCACUCAAAACGAGUUCACCACUGGUUUCUGCUGCAAGGGAGAAGUCGCUUCCGUCUCUGAUGGCUGCCCGCCAAACGAGUACGUCUUCAUGAAGGACAACCAGAUUGCUCCGUGCGAUCCGUUCAACCCACCGAACGCUCCGUGCCCGAACGGCUACUCAUGCCAGUGGUCCCUGGCCAAUCAGAGGUAUCAGUGCUGCGGAGCCACGCCCAUCACCACCCCGAAGUCGAUCGCGGCGCUCGGAUGCCCGAACAACCAGGUCGCCUACCGUGAGCACUCCUCCAACGCUCCGAGAAUCUGCACGGCCGCCUCGCAGAACUGCCCGACCGGCUUCUUCUGCCAAUUCUCCACCGCCAACAACCAGUUCCAGUGCUGUGGAAUGUCGGGAGGAUGCCCGAACGACUCGGUCGCCUUCAUCGGAAUCACCGGAGAGCCGCAGUCGUGUGCCAUUGGACAAUCCACCUGCCCGCCCGGAUACUCUUGCCAGAGAAGCAUCUCGGGAGCCCAACUCUGUUGUACUACCAACGAAGAGCCGGUGGUGACGAAGGGAUGCUCGGAGAAGCAAGUCGAGGUCGACGGAGCGUGUCUCGACAAAAAGUCGCUCGGAGAGGCUUGCGCCAAUCAAGUGCAGUGCCCAUCCGGAUCCACGUGCAAGGACUCGGUGUGCUCCUGCCCAGAAGGACACCACGAACUCAACGGAGUCUGCCUGGCCGACUGCGGAGCCAACGAAAUCGAGGUCGCCGGAAAGUGCGUCGUGAAGACGUUGAUCGGAGAAGUGUGCGAGCACGACGAGCAGUGCCAGGGAGGAUCUUCGUGCUUGGAGACCGUCUGCACGUGCCCCGAAGGCGAAGAGGCUGUUGAGGAUGUUUGCAUGAAGAAGAUGUCGAGACCGAUGUCGACGUGCCCGAUCCCUGGACAGAUUCCGUACUUGGAGCCACGCACCAAGAACGCCCGCUUCUGCUCGCCGUCCCGCCCGAACUGCCCACGUGGAUUCAGCUGCCAAUUCUCUCAGACCGCCCAACAGAACAUCUGUUGCGGAGGCGGAAAGGCCUCAGCCAUCAUUGGAGCCGAGAAGAAGGCCGGAAAGCCGAGCACUUUCAGUUCGAAGCCGACCGGAAAGGAAGAGACCGACGAGGACGCUGCGAAUGUCUGCGAUCGUGGAAGUGCGUACGUCGUGAACGGAACUCCGAAGCAGUGCACUUCGUCUCCGUGCCCCAGCGGUUACAAGUGUACUUUCUCGAAGAAGAGCAAGAACUACUACUGCUGCUCGUCCAAGGCCGCUCCAGCCGGAGGCUCUUCAGGAUCUUCGGGAGCUUCGAACGGAUGUGCCACAGGAACUGCUCUCCUGUUCCCAUCCACCGGAACUCCAGUCCAAUGCUCGAACAGCGGAUCGAACAGUUGUCCAGCCGGAUACAAGUGUCAAAAGAGCACACUUUCGAACAGAUUCCAAUGCUGCUCAAGUGUGGACGGAGGCGAAAAAGAGGGCGAUGAGGAGGAGGGACAGCCGAAGCUUCCGGUCCGUGGACGGCCAGUCGUCGGAGGAAGAACGGUGACCAACAAGAACAAGGAGAACGCCGCCAACGGUGAGUCUGAGAGACCGGGAAAAGGGCAUCACAUUCACGUUUCGAUUGCAGGACCGUGCUCGAACGGACAAGUGCAAGUGCUCCGAAUCGUCGGAGAGAGAAUAGUGAAGAAGUGCGAGGACAAGUGUCCGCCGCACCAGGUGGCUGUCCGCGGCGUCUGCCGUGACAAGUACCUCGCCGAUGCGCCGCUCAACAACGAAAUCUAA